GACUUCUGUAGUGAGCUAACCGAUAAGUUCCUGUCAAGAGACGCCAAGCUAAAUAAUGCAUCUUAAAACCCUUUUGAGUGUAAUCUUUGUCCUGUGUUUGACCCUGGUUGCUGGCCAACAACGGGACUGUGAUGAAGUGGUCCGGAGGUGUGAAUCCUGUGUGAGGCGUCUGAAUAAUUCCGUCGAUCGCGAUCUGCCCAACUUCAAUAGGCAGUGCAGGGAAAGGACCCAAAGGAAUUGGCGCUGGAGGAAUGUAGGACGUUGUGAGCUCACCAAGCUGAACUGCUUGGGAUGGGAUAGGCGGAUGAGCUGUGCCGAAAUUGCUGAACAAGCUGGCAUGGAGCGCAGGAGGGACUGA
Molecule: messenger RNA, 358 nt
Organism: Drosophila takahashii
Lineage: Eukaryota; Metazoa; Arthropoda; Insecta; Diptera; Drosophilidae
Gene: Eig71Ea
Product: Ecdysone-induced gene 71Ea
Source: RefSeq, a predicted model, not a curated record